UGACAAAUCGCUCAUGCAUGUGUUCUCUUCCGUGCUAAAUUUCUCUCUCUUUUGGCUGUAACGAGCACGCAAUGGCGUCAAUUGCAGGGAGUAAACGACAAAUAGAAGAUCGUACAGAUCCACCCGACAAGAAAGCAAAAAUGACUCGUGAUGAUUUAAGGAUCGUCCUACUGGGAAAAACCAGAGUUGGGAAGAGUGCGACUGGAAACACCAUCUUAGGGAGAGAAGCAUUUAUUUCAGAUGUGUCUCAAGAGUCAAUUACUAAAGAGUGUCAGAGAGAAACAGCUCAAGUCAAUGGCAGAUCCAUUACUGUGAUCGACACUCCUGGACUGUUUGAUAAAAGCAGUCAAAAAGGGAUCCAGAGUGAUAUCACAGAGUGCAUCUCAAUGACUCUGCCUGGGCCACAUGUGUUUCUCUUACUGAUAUCAGUGGGACAGUUCACUGUGGAGGAAGAAAACACAGUGAAGAAAAUUAUGGAGACAUUUGGUGAAAACUCCCUAAUGUACACUAUGGUGCUCUUCACCAGAGGAGAUGAUCUAAAGAAGAAGACCAUUGAAGAGUAUCUGGGUGCACCUGGAUCUGCUCUAAUGAGCCUCAUUGAACAGUGUGGAAACAGAUACCAUGUGUUCAAUAAUAAUGAGACCGGAGACCAUAUGCAGGUGACUGAACUACUGGAGAAAAUUGAUGGUAUGGUGGCAAAAAACGGAGGAAGUUUCAACACAUUUAAAAUGUUCAGACAGAUGGAAAGAGAACAAGAACAACAAACAAAGAUGCUUAUGAAUGAAAUAGAACAACUGAAAAAAGAGAAAAAUGAACUUAUUUCCAAACAUGAAGAAGAGAAAGAAAGUAUAAAGAUGAAGAUGGAGGAAGAAAAAAAGACACUUCAAAAUAAAUUCCAGAAUGAAAAAUUGCAAUUUAUGAAUUCUAAUCCCCAAUUUCAAACUAUGGAGAGUGAAACAGAGAGAAGUAAAGACAUAGAGAACAUGAAAAUGUGCUGUGCAAUUUCUUCUCAGGUAAGUGAUAACCUAACAUUUUUACAUGGGUCAGGAGCAACUGGAGGAUUUAGAACCAUUAAAAAAAUCCUAUUUUUUUCCAUUUACUAUUCACAAAUUCUGCAGUUGUUUACUUUUACAGUCUACACAUAUAAUCUGGGGGCGAUGCAGAGGCGCAGUAGGUAG
Danio rerio (zebrafish) is the source of this 1178-nucleotide messenger RNA. The record is from RefSeq and is a predicted model, not a curated record. NCBI's taxonomy places the organism in Eukaryota, Metazoa, Chordata, Actinopteri, Cypriniformes, Danionidae.